CGCCCUGGAUCGCCCCACCUCCUCUGUGCCUUCCUCCUUCCUGGGGCAGGAUAGUGGAGCGCGUCGGAGGCGCCUGCAGAUGCGGGCGAUCCGCAGUUUGCUUGUGGUUUUAUUUGUAUGAAGUAUUUUAUGUGGAGCCAGUAACCGAUGUACAAAUGAAGACCUUAUGCCAUAAGAUUGAUUUCCAAGGUAUUUCAAGGAUCCAGAUGCUACUGUGGAAGUAAACACGUAACAUCUACCUUCCUGACCCUUGUCACGGGGAAAUAAAGAAUCGAAGGCAUUAUCACUAGAUUAGUCACACUGUGACAUUGUAUGGGCUAAUGACUUCACCAGAUCAGAGGACAGAAAUCUGUCACAUUAUGUGCCAUGUAUAACUGGAAUUCAUAAAAAUGUCAGGUGUGGUCCCCACAGCCCCUGAGCAGCCUACAGGAGAAAUGGAAAACCAGUUCAAAUCACCAACUGCAGCGCCUGAUGCCCCUCCUGACUACAGCUCUCAUUUUGUGCCAGGCCCUGCUGGACCAGCUCUCCCUCCACCUUCAGGCUUACCCAUGGGAUAUAACGUUCCACAGCAUCCUGGUGCCAUCCCCUUGUACCACCCCAUUGGUGGUACCCGUCCUAUCCAGUACCAGCCUGGCAAAUAUCCUAUGAGGAAUCAGUCUGCUCCAGUAAUGUGGAUGCCAGGGCCAACUCCUAUGUCCAGCUGCCCUCCUGGUCUGGAAUACUUAGCUCAGUUGGACAACAUACAUGUUCUUCAGCACUUUGAGCCUCUGGAAGUGAUGACAGGUUAUGAAACUAAUAAUAGAUAUGACAUCAAAAACAAUGUAGACCAGAUGGUUUACAUCGUAACUGAAGAUACAGAUGACUAUACCAGGAAUGCCUAUCGGAACCUCCGGCCCUUUGUGCUCCGAGUCACUGACUGCCUGGGCCGAGAGAUCAUGACCAUGCAGAGGCCUUUCCGAUGCACCUGCUGCUGCUUCUGCUGCUCCUGCGCAAGGCAAGAGCUGGAAGUACAGUGCCCUCCCGGGGUCACCAUUGGGUUUGUGGCAGAACACUGGAACUUGUGCAGGGCCUCUUACAGCAUCCAAAAUCAGAAGAAAGAGAAUAUGAUGAGAGUGCGUGGUCCAUGCGCAACCUACGGCUGUGGUUCAGAUUCUGUUUUUGAGGUCUACUCUCUAGAUGGAGCCUCUAACAUCGGCAGUAUUAUCAGGAAGUGGAACGGCUUUUUAUCAACCAUGGCAAAUGCUGAUCACUUCGAGAUUUGCUUCCCUUUGGACCUGGAUGUGAAGAUGAAAGCCAUGAUUUUUGGUGCUUGCUUCCUCAUUGACUUCAUGUACUUUGAAAGGACUCCUCAACGACGUUCAUCCAGAUAGAGGGAUGAAGCAAAGCAUCAGUUGAAGACAAAAUUAGAGAAAUGUGCAUUGAGCUCACAGCCAGUCUUCAGUUAUUUACAAGUGUAUUUCUCUGGCAUGAACAUUGUUUUCACUGGUAUAAGUUCAAGAAUACAGUCAGGACACAUGUCCCCAGUCCAGUAUUUGGCUUCCUGGGACACUAGCUUAUUCUGAAAUAUCUGCUCUACUAGCCAAGUAAAUAUAUACAAUGCAAGCAAUAAAAAAAUAGGCACAUGAGCCAUGGGAAAAUUAAGCUCUUAAUUGUCAACUUAACAGGUGGUAACAUACCUUCUGCGUCUGUCCCUCUUUUCUUUGUCAAGAGGGCAAACUUGAUUUCAGGUGAAAGGACUGCUACUCUUAUUCUUCAUCUUUAGGACCAGAAAAGGCACACAGAAAUAACACAGAAAUGAUGUGCUUUAAUGAGCAAAGAAAAUGUUUCUUGUAAGCAUGUAGCAGAAUCUUGUUCUGCAACAUUCAUAAAAGUCCAUAAAGUUCUCAGCGGGGAAUUCGAUUUUAUUACAAAAUAAAAUGUGUUCUCUUUAUAGUGCAGUUUAUAUUUCCCAUAAAUAUUUCUUUAUUCCUUCAGCUGGACAAUUUGGAACUACCUAUUUAUAAAGGCAGGAUAAGGCUACUAGGGAAAGUUGACCAGGACCACAGCCAAAUAAGAUCUUUGCAUCUUAGGGCUUGGGCGCUUGAGUACAAACCCUGGACAUUUACUUACUUGGCACAUUACACACACUUUUAUAUCUGAAUGUUUAUCUUGGUGUCUAGGAUUGCCUAUUGUAUCUUUGUAUCUCAUUUGACUUUUUUCAAAAUCAAUCUAAUGACCAGGAUAUUCUAAUGACAAGCAGUUUAUAAAAACUGAAUGUAUAAAUUUUAUCAUUGUUUAACACUGCUUAACUGCUUUAUAUGUUAAACAACUCUUUCUAUGUAAACAAUAGGAAAACCCAGUAAAUAUGUUGCCUCCAGAUGAUCGACGAGGACUAUGGAGGACCAGCAGAGUACUUGUUUGUAUUAAAGAUGUUGUCUGUAUGAAUACAUAGAUUAGAGUCUCUCACUUGGGCUUCCUACCUGCUGGUGGACUGUGUUCUUUCAUGGACGUGUUCUUUUAGAGUUUUUUAAAUGAAGACUGAAUGCUCUUA
Messenger RNA from Peromyscus leucopus (white-footed mouse), 2530 nucleotides. It is a transcript of the gene Plscr4, whose product is annotated as phospholipid scramblase 4. Gene Ontology annotation, biological process: plasma membrane phospholipid scrambling. The record is from RefSeq and is a predicted model, not a curated record. The coding region runs from base 390 to 1370 and encodes 326 amino acids. Gene Ontology annotation, molecular function: phospholipid scramblase activity. The transcript is spliced from 10 exons. Gene Ontology annotation, cellular component: plasma membrane. Lineage: Eukaryota; Metazoa; Chordata; Mammalia; Rodentia; Cricetidae.